CGUCUCCAUCUGAAAAAGGCUGGAAGAUCUGAUGUGCUUUGAACGCAUCUCGCGCCCCCGCUUCCUGUUGCCGUCCUUCCGCUUCAUUUCCCCCCCUUCCUGGUUGCCUGAAUGCACCGCCGGCGCCCAAACCCGCCUGACGUCAGAAAACUGGAGCGCGACACUUAUUAAAUACACUGUCUACUGAUCAUUCAUGCAAAGGUAAAAAUCUGCAACGACCACCCAUAACAAAGUUAUCCAGAAAUUGGCAUUCACUGGACGGCGGCCAGGAACCGAGAAGGAAGGACGAGACGAGACGAGACGAGACGAGACAGCAAGAAGGGCAGACAUGGCCGAGCUGCUGAGGCUGCUUCUGCGGGUUUCUGAGAAAGCCGCCAACGUGGCUCGAGUCUGCAGGCAGGAGGCGCCUCUCUUCCAGCUUUUAGUCCAAGAAAAGACCGGCGAGGACAAAAACAAGAAGUUUGUUCAGGACUUCAAGACGCUGGCAGAUGUGGUGAUCCAGGAGGUGAUCCGGCACGAUGUCGGCGCUCAGUUCCCUGAGAUUGUUGACUUUAUUCAGGGAGAGGAAUCCAACAAGUUUGAAAAUGGACUUGGGGAAAGCGUGACCGUGACGGUGCGCGAUACCGAGGAGGAAACCGCAGCGCUCCUGGCCACGGUGCUGGACGGCGAUCUGGCGGCGGCGGCGCUCCUGGCGCGAGCCAUCCACCGAGACCCGGCCGCCGUCGACGCGGACGGACCGAACGUGCCGCUCCGCGCCUCGGAGCUCGGCAUCUGGAUCGACCCGAUCGAUGCCACCAGCCAAUACAUAGAAGGCCGCGAGGAGGCGCCGGAGGAGGGCCGCCUAUCGCCUUCGGGUCUCCAUUGCGCUCUGGUCCUCAUCGGGGUUUACCUCCGCAGCACGGGCCAGCCUGUCAUGGGCGUCAUCAACCAGCCGUUCAACCGCAAAGACCCUGCGAGUGGAAGGUGGCAGGGGAAGCUGUUUUGGGGCGUGUCCUGCGGCGACGUCAACGCGUGCUCGGUCACGCGCGCCAAAAGCGGACCAGUAGAGCGUCGGGCGCCGUCGGUGGUGCUGAGCUCCAGCGAAAAGCGGGCGGUGAAGGACGCGCUGUCCUCGCUGUGCGGACCGGAGAAGCUGACGUACGCCUCGGGAGCCGGCUAUAAAAUCCUAUGCGUCAUUCAGGGCUCGGCCGACGCCUACGUCCUCUCGGAAGGGAGCACCUUUAAGUGGGACUCGUGCGCGCCUCACGCGCUCCUGCGAGCUCUCGGCGGGGGCGUGGCGGACCUGACGGAGAGUCUAAAGAGCGCUUCCGAGGCGACCGUGGAACUGACGUAUCACCGGCCCAACGCCCGGGGCAAAGGUGCUGACCGCUGGGCCAAUUGCGGAGGCCUGGUGGCUUACGGAGACUCUUCUCAGCUAAGCGCCAUCUUGGAAGCUCUGAGAGGAAAGCUCUAGUUUCACGGAUCAUCUUGUUCGAAUGUAGAAAAAGCUCUUGGCUUACACACUCUUCUUUUUAACCAAAUUCACACGAAUUGUUGCAUUUAGCUAAAGCUGUGGUGGGGAUUGAAAUGUGAAUGUUCGACAAAUAGAUUGUACAGGAAGUUUUCUGAAGCACACCUUCCAGACGAUCAUGUAUAAAGACUUUAAUAACCUGCGAGGGGUGCCAAUAGUGACCUGGCCUCAUCUAGAAAAGGAAAUAAGUAACCAUGGAAAAUGUCAUUUUUUUGUUGAGCUGACCUGUGACGGACGGGAUAGAUAUAAAUAUGUCGAGCGGAUGGAGCGCUGCGCCUCUCAAACGUCUCCUUGUAAGGAUAUAAGCUGACCCAAAAAGAAAAGCGCUGCGAGGCCAAGUCAUGAACUUGAAGUACCGGAGACCCGUCAUUCACAGCGGUCCGCGUUGCCGAUAUACGCACAGAAAAGCCGGGCAGACUUGUUGCAUUUAGGAAAUGAUCUUUACUUUGAAAAUCAGAGUAAGGGGGGGGAACUCACCCAAGAGUGAUUUUUUUUUAAAAAAAACGUCUGCCAGUCAGGGAACAAAAGCCCCCAAUGAUUGUCAGAUAUAUAUAUAUAUAUAUAUAUAUAUAUAU
Corythoichthys intestinalis (scribbled pipefish) is the source of this 2085-nucleotide messenger RNA. It is a transcript of the gene inpp1, whose product is annotated as inositol polyphosphate-1-phosphatase. The record is from RefSeq and is a predicted model, not a curated record. The coding region runs from base 329 to 1453 and encodes 374 amino acids. Gene Ontology annotation, molecular function: inositol-1,4-bisphosphate 1-phosphatase activity. Gene Ontology annotation, biological process: phosphatidylinositol phosphate biosynthetic process. The transcript has 6 exons. Lineage: Eukaryota; Metazoa; Chordata; Actinopteri; Syngnathiformes; Syngnathidae.